CCGCACAGCCCGCAGACCCAGAAUCGGCGGCAGCAGCAGAGCCUGCUGCUGCUGCUGCCUCCCUAGCAGGAGGCGGCGGUCGCGCGGAGGGUCGAGGCUAAAGAGCCGGCAGCGGGGCCCCAGGCGGCUCGCUGGGGGCCAGACUAUGGAGCGAGGUCUGCACCUCAACGCGGCUGCUGUGGCCGAAGAGGACCUGUUCCUGCACAAGAGCCUGAGCGCCGCCUCGGCCAAGCGUCUAGAGUCUGCAUUCCGCUCCACGCCCCCGGGGAUGGACCUUUCUCUGGCGCCGCAGCAGCAGCAGCAGCAACCGCCGCCUCCGCCACCGUCGCCGCUGCCACCGCCCCGGGACCGCCAGGCGUCCUCCUCCUCGUCGCCGCUGGGUUGCUUCGAACCUGCCGACCCGGAGGGGGGAGGGUUGUUGCUGCCGCCGCCCGGCGGAGGAGGAGGAGGUGGAGGAGGAGGAGGAGGAGGAGGAGGAGGUGGAGGAGGAGGAAGUGGCGGUGGAGGAGGAGGAGGAGGAGGAGGUGGAGGAGGCGGUGGCAGCAGCGGAGGAGGAGGAGGGGUGGGGGUCCCCGGGCUGUUGGUGGGCUCCACUGGAGUCGGGGGGGACCCCAGCCUGAACAGCCUGCCCGCCGGAGCAGCCCUGUGCCUCAAGUACGGCGAAAGCACCAGCCGAAGCUCGGUAGCGGAGAGUAGCGGCGGCGAACAGAGCCCCGACGACGACAGCGACGGGCGCUGCGAGCUGGUGCUUCGCGGCGGGGGGAGCGAGCCCCGGGUCUCCCCAGGAGGAGGGGGAGUGGGGGGACCCGGGGGCGCCAAAGCAGCUGAGGGCUGCUCCAAUAAUCACCACCACGGCGGCGGUGGCGGCCCCCCGGGGGGCCCGGGAGGCGGCGGGGGCAGCAGCAGCAGCAGCAGCAAGAAAUCCAAAGAACAGAAGGCGCUGCGGCUCAACAUUAACGCCCGCGAGCGGCGGCGAAUGCACGACCUGAACGACGCGCUGGACGAGCUGCGGGCGGUAAUCCCGUAUGCGCACAGCCCCUCGGUGAGGAAGCUCUCCAAGAUCGCCACUCUGCUACUGGCCAAGAACUACAUCCUCAUGCAGGCACAGGCCCUGGAGGAGAUGAGGAGGCUCGUUGCCUACCUCAACCAGGGCCAGGCCAUCUCGGCUGCCUCGCUGCCCAGCUCUGCCGCGGCGGCCGCGGCGGCGGCCGCUGCUCUUCACCCAGCUCUAGGCGCCUACGAGCAGGCGGCCGGCUAUCCAUUCAGCGCUGGGCUUCCCCCAGCCGGCUCCUGUCCGGAGAAGUGCGCCCUUUUCAACAGCGUCUCCUCCAGUCUCUGCAAACAGUGCACGGAGAAGCCUUAAACACAAAACAAACACACAAAACCUACCCAAACACUAGAGGAAGAAGAUCUUAUUGCUCCCCCUCCCCAUUUCUUCUUUAUUUUGUCCCCAAAUAGUUGCAAUACAUUGAAUCAACACAGCAAAAGAGUGAACCAACAAGAAGAAUCAGAGAGACAAACAGGACUUUGGCCGUAACUUCUGCGGAGUCUCCGUGGAUUUUUUUUUUUUUGGUGGGGUGGUGGUGAUAAAAGGGAGGGCAAUUGUGGAAUGGGGUAUGCGGAAUUCAUGGGGGAGAGGAGGGUGGCUUUAUUUUUCAUUAAAAAGUGGCGACUUCUAUGCCAACCAAGUAAUAAGUCGCCUUUUAUGGCAGAGGGGGUGGGAGUUGAGAAAUAGCAUCUCAAUUAUUAAGCAGGGGAGAGAUGAUUUAUUUAAAGCAAAACACUAAUCCUACUAAUAAUUAUGAAUUUGGUUAGGACUGAGGGGUUUAUGGGUCGGGGUUGGGUGGGGCGGCAGACCGAAUAUUCAUUCAGACAAAUCAGAAAGGGCACUUGAAAAUAAUUUUUGAUUCUGAGCCAGGAGAAAAACUUGAAAAGUAGACUUAUUUAAGCGGAAAAAAAAAGACUUACACGUUGCUAUGAAAGACUUGUAUUUUUUAUUGUCUCUGAACUCUAAUCCUGUGAAAAUGCAAAGUUUUAGGGAGAGUGACUUUAAAAGACUCGUGUGGCUGAAAGUAUUUUGCAUUUUUAAAUGUUUAUGUGCACCUUGUUACUUUCCACUUUGCAAUGAUGUAUAACAAUACAUGAUAUUUAUUUGUUAUUCUUCAAGGACCCUCUACACCAACAGUAUUUAUCAUGUGUUAAGGUCAUGGGUCUUAUGUGCAGGUUUUUUUUUUAUGCCUCUAAAAUUCUGUUUUAUGGAUUAACUUAUACUGUGUGCCAAGUGUUUAAAAGGUUUAUUUGCCAACAACGUAUAGACAGAAAUAUUGAUGUAUCAGAGCUGCUUAGGUUUAUGAAAGGUCAUCUGGAUUUUUUUUUUCAGUUGCAUCAUCCCUGUAUUUAAAUUGAGCUUUAAUAAAUUGCUUCAGUCCAAAAAUUACAGGAAAGGUGUAUUCUUAAUUGCUGAAUGAAUUGAUCACUUUUUGAAAGGGGAUUCUUCUUUGCAUUCUAAAAGGGAAAUAGCGAUUUACUUUUACAAGGCAUCACAGCAAUAGAUCCUAUAAGUAAAAACAUUGCCAAGCAAAUAUUUUUCCAGGCUGUGCUGUGCAUUUUUAGAAGGUCUAAUUUAAUUCCUUUUAAUAUGUAUAAAACUUAUUUUAACUGUGGAAGAUUAUUUACGUUCACAGACGUUUGGUUUGCCUAAGGUGUGAAUUUUUUGUUAUUUUUCUAAAAAAUAAUAAAAUAAUAAUAAAAUAAAACUAAGGAAGAGCAAGAAAAAGCUAUUUAUCCAAAGUGAGCUUUCAGUUUUAGUUUGCAUGGCUGGGUACCUGCCUCUCUGCCACUUGAAAAUCAAGAAAAUCUCUUAAAAAAAAAUGAGCCCUGCUAUUUUCCAUUCCUUACAGAUAAUGCAAACUCAGUCUGUCUGUCAAGAGGAUGGCAAACUAGGAGUCAUGAUGGCUCUGUUGGCAGGUCGUGGUUGUGUAAAGAGUGAUAUAUAUUAAAUAGGUCAAUCAGAAUAUGACAGCUAUGUAUGAUCAUUUGUAUGUGUAUCUAUGUCAGAAAGAAUCUUUAUUAAAAUAUUUUGAACAAACA
Molecule: messenger RNA, 3090 nt
Organism: Dromiciops gliroides (monito del monte)
Lineage: Eukaryota; Metazoa; Chordata; Mammalia; Microbiotheria; Microbiotheriidae
Gene: BHLHE22
Product: basic helix-loop-helix family member e22
Exons: 1
Coding region: 146-1363 (405 amino acids)
Molecular function (GO): protein dimerization activity
Source: RefSeq, a predicted model, not a curated record